GAUUUGGCCACGAACUACACCGUGAGGUGCCUUUUCGGCGAACCAAUGGGCUGGCGCACGCACUCCUGGAUAGAUUUCAUGUUGUGUGCACAGAACUGGCUGCAUAACGUGCUCAAUGUGACCGUGCGUCGGGUCAUGCCGCUCUCAUCUCACAAUGUCUUGCUCCAGGAACGUGUCCACGCGACGGUGGAGAAGCCGCGUUCGAGCACCGGCAAUGCUAAGGUAGACGUGUCGCAGCUGGCUGACAUCAAAACCCGGCAGCGAUUCACUGACAAGCUUGCCAACGUGCUUGAGGCUUUCGCCGCCGACGGGACGCCUGAUCAUGACGACGUGAAGCUAGCCUGGUGCCAGCUCGUAAACGCAUUCCACAAAACCUCGGAGCAG
Messenger RNA from Prorocentrum cordatum, 384 nucleotides. Lineage: Eukaryota; Dinophyceae; Prorocentrales; Prorocentraceae. The record is from the annotation of a GenBank genome assembly.